GCAGUGGAUGUGCUGAGGCUAGAGUAGCCACCAUUUUGCAUGUCUAGUGUGUUCCUCCCUCCAUUGCUAAUAGAGACGAUUCCAGUUCUUUUCUGGCAUCAUUACGCCUCAGAAUGCCAGCUCCGAUCAGACUACGGGAGCUGAUCCGGACCAUCCGGACAGCACGGACUCAGGCAGAGGAGCGCGAGAUGAUCCAGAAAGAGUGUGCUGCUAUUCGGUCGUCUUUUAGAGAGGAAGACAACACAUACCGAUGCAGAAAUGUGGCAAAGUUACUCUAUAUGCACAUGUUGGGCUACCCAGCCCACUUUGGACAGCUUGAGUGUCUGAAGCUGAUUGCCUCCCAGAAGUUCACUGACAAACGAAUAGGUUAUUUGGGAGCUAUGCUGCUUCUGGACGAGAGACAGGAUGUUCAUUUACUAAUGACAAACUGCAUUAAAAAUGAUUUAAAUCACAGCACACAGUACGUCCAAGGCCUGGCUUUGUGCACUUUAGGCUGCAUGGGAUCCUCAGAAAUGUGUCGUGACCUGGCAGGGGAGGUAGAGAAGCUGCUUAAAACAUCCAACUCAUACUUAAGGAAAAAGGCGGCAUUGUGUGCAGUUCAUGUCAUCAGGAAGGUCCCAGAGCUCAUGGAAAUGUUCCUCCCAGCCACAAAAAACCUGCUGAGUGAGAAGAACCACGGUGUUCUUCAUACAUCCGUUGUCCUCCUCACUGAGAUGUGUGAAAGAAGUCCGGAUAUGCUGGCCCACUUCAGAAAGAAUGAGAAGCUGGUUCCACAGUUGGUGCGAAUCCUCAAGAACCUAAUAAUGUCUGGAUACUCUCCUGAACAUGAUGUGUCGGGCAUAAGUGACCCUUUCCUGCAGGUGCGAAUUUUGAGACUACUGAGAAUUUUAGGAAAGAAUGACGACGACUCAAGUGAAGCAAUGAAUGACAUUCUGGCACAGGUUGCAACAAACACAGAGACGAGUAAAAAUGUAGGUAACGCAAUCCUGUAUGAGACCGUACUGACCAUAAUGGACAUCAAGUCUGAAAGUGGACUGAGGGUUUUGGCCAUUAACAUACUAGGCCGCUUCCUUCUUAACAAUGACAAAAAUAUAAGAUAUGUGGCGUUGACCUCUCUUCUAAAGACGGUACAAACAGAUCACAAUGCAGUGCAGAGGCAUCGGAGCACCAUUGUGGACUGUUUAAAAGACCUGGACGUCUCCAUUAAGAGACGUGCAAUGGAGCUGAGUUUUGCCCUGGUGAACGGCAACAACAUUAGAGGCAUGAUGAAGGAGCUGCUCUACUUCCUGGAUUCCUGUGACCCAGAAUUCAAGGCAGACUGUGCAUCAGGAGUGUUUCUAGCUGCAGAGAAAUAUGCUCCUUCAAAAAGAUGGCACAUAGAUACCAUUAUGAGAGUACUGACAACAGCUGGAAGCUAUGUGCGAGAUGACUCUGUCCCCAACCUAAUUCAGCUAAUCACAAACAGCGUGGAGAUGCACGCCUAUACAGUGCAGAGACUUUACAAAGCCCUGCUGGACGACAUUUCACAGCAACCUCUUGUUCAGGUUGCAUCAUGGUGCAUAGGAGAGUAUGGAGACCUUCUGGUAUCAGGACAGUGUGAGGAGGAGGAACCCAUCCAGGUGACUGAGGACGAAGUUCUGGAUGUGUUGGAAGGUCUUCUGGUGUCCAAUCUGUCCACGCCUGUAACCCGGGGUUAUUCCCUCACUGCUAUCAUGAAGCUAUCUACUCGUUUCAGCAGUGUCAACCGAAUCAAAAAGGUGGUUUCAAUAUAUGGGAGUAGCAUUGACGUGGAGCUUCAGCAGAGAGCCGUGGAGUACAAUGCACUUUUCAAGAAAUACGAUCAUAUGAGGCCAGCUCUUCUUGAACGUAUGCCUAUUAUGGAGAAAACAGCCUCUAAUGGUCCCACAGAAAUCGUACAGACAAAUGGUGAGACUGAGCCAUCUUCAGUGGAGCCAAAACAUCCACCUCCUGUUACUCAACCAACAAACCAAGCUAAUGAUUUGUUAGACUUGUUGGGUGGUAAUGACAUGGUCCAGGUAAUCCAGACUACGAUGCCCACAAAGCCUGCCUCAGCUGGAGGAGAGCUGCUCGACCUGCUUGGAGACCUCUCACUAAGUGGUGGUCCAGCACCAGCACCUGUUUCCUCAGUGCCCGCUUCCCAGCCUCCUUUCCUUCUGGACGGACUCUCUUCACAACCCAUGUUUAAUGACAUUGCAGCUGCAGGUAUCCCUUCCAUGACUGCAUACAACAAAAAUGGUCUAAAAAUAGAUUUUACAUUUGAGAGAGCAAACCCAAACCCAAACAUCGCAGUCAUCACUAUCCACGCCACCAACUCGACAGAGGCAGAAAUGACUGACUUUGUUUUUCAGGCUGCAGUUCCAAAGACCUUCCAGCUGCAGCUCCUUUCCCCCAGCAGUAAUGUUGUCCCAGCACUCAACCAGGGAACUGUAACACAGGUCAUCAGAGUCCUCAACCCACAGAAGCAACAACUACGAAUGAGGAUCAAACUUACCUACACCCACAAAGGCUCCGCUGUGCAGGACCUGGCAGAGGUUAAUAACUUCCCCCCACAGUCGUGGCAGUGAUGACCCGCUCCUGCUGUCCUUAAACCCCUCCCCCACCUAGGGAACUAUGAAAACGAUUUUUCUCUUCACCCUUUCACCUUCUACCUUUCCCCCAACGGAUCCCCCUGUGACGUCACUGCACACCGCUGCCACAGAGUUGCAUGGGAAGCAGCAGAGCAUCAACCACAGGAGAACAGAGCAGAUGUUACGAAGACCCUUGUCGGCAUUACAAGAGUAAUUUGGGGAAAACAUAUCAAUCAUCAAACUUUCUCUUUUCGCUCUUAAUUGAUCUCUACUUCGUGUGCUGAUGUCUUUUUUUUCUCACACCUCUUCCUCCUAGCUCCAUCACCCCUCCCAGAAGGAUUCAUGUUGUACAAUCCACUGGUGUACUUUAUCUCUGAAGUGACUGUUGGGGAGGAGAAAAAAUGGGUCGCCCUCUUUUGGCCCCUAUUUCUUUUAAACCUAAAAUGCAGUUUGAGGCACUUUGCUUUCAUUUUGUUUUCCACUUAGAACAUCAGUCCUAAAAUGGCAGCAGGAAAAACUUUGAGUCAUAACAAACCUCUUUUUUUUCCCUCCACACUGUCAGCGGUAUAACUUCAGAGUUGUAUUCAUUCUGAAUUACAUUAAUUUGCUAUAUGCAUGUGUGCUGGGGUCACAGUCACAUCUAGACUUGUGCUCCAAGAGGAUUUUCUGAUUGUUUGUAGACCUUUUUAUCUAACUGGCUGGGUUCAGAGCGCCCUCCGCUGCCCCCCUCCCUAAUUAACACCUCAUCUGUAGAUCUGUAUAAGACGGCAAGUUUGAUGUAUUACAGUGAAUACAUUAUUGCUCUGUAACUUAUCUGGAAACAAAUUGCACUUGUGUUGAAAAGAUCUGUUUUAAACUUUUCCUGCAUCGGUCUCGUCAGUCUAGACCUCAAAUUGAUUUAUAUUUCUGAUUUGUUUAACCUGGUUAAACUCUGUCACCAUGCUUAUCCAUGUUAAUGAAGUUGGUGAUGAAUGUAGUAACUUGCACUGAAUGAGUUUCCUUUUUCCAUCUCUAAUUUGUCUUCACACACCUUCUUUGUCUAGAACGCUCACCUUAUCAACACUGUUUGUUCUUUUUUUGUUUCUUUGUGAGAGUAUGUUAAAUUUGACUUAAUUUAUGCCUGAUAUGUAAGUGAUGUGCCUUUCUGACUUAGCUGGAAAAAAAGGAUGGAAAAAAGCCCCCGAGUCGUUAAUGAGCUGCAUUUAUUAAUGAUUGCACAAUGACUCUGUGGGUUUUUAUAGAUUUAAAUCAGUCUAUCACUUCAUUGACAACUAAAAUACCACUAAUCUGCACAAUGUUGGUCCAUGAUAGUUUUGCAAAUUCCUAAAUUAUAGUGGAAUAUUAGUAAUUUUUUGUUUAUCUUUCACCUUGACUGCUUUUUAAUAGAAAUUAGAGACCACAAUAUUUAGAUUACAAAAUUAAAGGUAAUGGCAGCUAGUGUAUGUAAAUUUAAAUAAGCUGGCUUAAAAUAUUUUUCCAGUCCUACCCAAACUUCCAAAUACCAAAAGAUAGAAUUAGACAAAAAGCUAAUGAGACUUAUAGUUUCUGUUUUUUUAGAGCUGUCUUUACUUUUGUCAGAAUCUUGACCUCGCCGUCAUCGGGAAUAGUAACCUUAAUACCUCACCGUCUCUUUCUGUUAACGUUUAGCAGCUUUGUUUAGUCACCAAAGCAUCUGCAUGAAGAAAACUAAGCAGUUCGUAUGUCUCUUUACCCAACUCUACUCACAGCCUGGCUAUGCUUCAUUAAAGCCCGCCGAUGUUUAGCUUGGCUGUGUUAACUCCUAUUAAGCUUUCUCUCUUUUAACUUCUGUGACCAAAUCAGAGAUAAUCUAUUAGCUUUGGAAAUCUUUUUUGAGCUCAUGUGUAUAUGGAGAAAUCUUUUCCGGUUGAACCUUUUCUUCUAUUAGUUGAUAAAUGCUAUAUUGGCUUGUUUUUUUUCUGUACAUAUUGAGGGCUUUUACAAUUGUUUGUUGUACUUUCUUUUUUUAGAUAUCAUUUUUCUAAACAAAUUCCAACUACUCACAAUGUACAUUGUCUUAAUAGGUUUAGUCGGCAUUGGUCUAAUAAGACUCCUCUGUAUCAUCACUCAUUGUAAAAGAUUUAUCAUCUGCUGCCUGUACAUUGUAUAUAGUUGUAAAACAAAAACGCUGAUCAGAUUAAAUAAAAUCCACAUAAAAGAUUAGUUGGAAAGUAUGUAUGCAUAUAUGUACAAGAGAAAUCUUCCAAAGGAUGUGAUGGAGCUUUCAUUUGAUUUAUAUAUAGUAAUGUUUGAGACAUUAGAUGUCAUGUCCUAGCAUCAUGGAUGGGAGGUUUGGUUUCUGUGGAUGAUGGCUUAAUAACCUGGAUAUAACACAUUCCCUCUGAAUGAUGCACCGUACUACUGAGGAGCAGCAACAUGCCUUUUGCUUCUCCUGGUCCUUAAACGCGUCAUGGCUCCAUUACCUGUUGCAGAGUGGCUCUCUUUCCAAGAUGCAUCAGUUUAGGUUGGCCUUAUAUGCACUAUUGAUCUCCUCUUUAACUGUUUGGAUUGUUUUUAGCUAGAUUUUAGUUUUGGUGUGUUCUCUCUUCAUGAGUAAGAAAGGACACUUUUAACUGCCAUACCUGCUUUUUUUUGUGUGUGUCACCCCAUGGCAAGACAGUUUAUUUUCAACCAGCACGGUUCAGUGAUCAUUUAAGAUCCAAAAUUACGUGAAAGCUCAGCUGUUUUGUAAUACAAUUCUUCUUUUAGAGCCUUUUUUAUGGUUUUCUUUAAUCUGCUUCUGUUUAAUGGAGGCAAACCAGCUGAAGCGUGUGAUCUCAAGAGGCAAAAUGAAAUGCUGGCAGGAUGAGAAAGGAGGUCUUAUACACCUAUUUCUGAAUGUUUUUUUUUCUUGUGUGUGUGAGAGUGAGCUUAUUGAAACUAUGUACCCUCGUUAAUCAAAUCAGUUUUUUUUUCUAUUAAGCUGUUAAAAUUUUACAAAUAGAAGUGAGCCCAACGUUAAUGCUUUUGACACUAUAACUGAGGAAGGAAACGACCACCUGUCGGUGUGGUCAGGUAUAUAUGUGUGCGUUUUGUGUGUGUAUCAGAUUAUCUUUGAGAGAGUGUGAUGGUGUGAUAUCUGUCUUUUAUCUGCCUAGGACGUAAUUCUUUGGCUGCAAUCUCGACCCUCAGCUUCUGAGCUGCAUGUGAAGAACUGUAAAUAAGGUUGUUUCUACUUUGGACAAGAAACGUUUUUUUUGCAAAUGCAAGAAAAGUUUAAAACUCCUGUUAUGGGACAGCACGAAUGUGCAAUUAGAAAUCAUUCAUCGUGAGCUUAGGACUUGUUACUGUCAUUUCGGUUUUUGCUUCGUUUUAAGUGCAAAGAAAAUGCAAAGCCAUUAUCUGCAUCCCUUGGGUGUUUUUGUUCUUUCUUUCAUUGGGAUGAAAUCGCUUUGUAAAGGGCUUGGAAGAGCAUCCAAAUGAGCAUUAUGGUCCAUAUGUUUAUUUUUAAAGAUAGGAAAGAAAAACUGCAUUCACUCU
Cyprinodon variegatus (sheepshead minnow) is the source of this 6086-nucleotide messenger RNA. RefSeq names its product adaptor related protein complex 1 gamma 1 subunit (gene ap1g1). Bases 114 to 2585 code for a protein of 823 amino acids. The transcript has 24 exons. Gene Ontology annotation, biological process: Golgi to vacuole transport; intracellular protein transport; receptor-mediated endocytosis. The record is from RefSeq and is a predicted model, not a curated record. Gene Ontology annotation, cellular component: Golgi apparatus; membrane coat; AP-1 adaptor complex. Lineage: Eukaryota; Metazoa; Chordata; Actinopteri; Cyprinodontiformes; Cyprinodontidae. Gene Ontology annotation, molecular function: clathrin-cargo adaptor activity.